AGGGAGAGCGGAGAUCGAGAGCAAAGAGCGAGAGCGAGGGAGAGCAGAGGGAGGGAGGAGAGAAAGACACACGCAAGCACAGGCACCCUGGCACUGGAAUUCCAUUAGAAAAAAGUGAGUGAGUCGAGCAAGGGUUAGCGGGAGAAGAAAAAUUUUUUUUGAUUCUUUUUCUUCGUCUUGGUGCCAAAGAAGCGACUCUGGUUUCCCAUCCUAGAAGCUCCUACUGGAUUGCUCCUUAUCCGUCGGUGGAUUUCUUUCCUAUUUGCAUUUAUUCUGACCCCCUUCCUCGCUGCUUUCUUCCAGCCCUUCACUUUCAGAUCUCCUCAUCCCCACCUCUCCAGUCCCCUCCUGGGAAGUGCAGGGGAAUUGGACCCGCGGGGACUCACGCCUUCCCGGACGCGCGAAGGGCUGGGCUGACCUCGGGACCAGUCUGUUGGCUUAGAAGGCAGCCAGACACAUAGCUACGUGUGUUUGAUUUCAGUGGCAAGGGGGACGUCGAGAGGCAGCCCACCGCCCGCCUCCCACCCCACCCCCUGCAACCAGCAGCGAGAACCCCAGGACUCGGGAUCUUCAGCCGGCUCGGGAUCUCCGCAUUGGAUUUGGGGGUCAUUAUCAUUGCUUGGCGGUUAUUAUUAUCGUUGUUAUUUUAUUUUUAUUUUUUUAAACCUAAGGGAGAAAGACACGCACACACAAAACUGUGGGAUUUAUUUAACAUGAUCUUGGCAAACGCCUUCUGCCUCUUCUUCUUUUUAGACGAAACCCUCCGCUCUUUGGCCAGCCCUUCCUCCCUGCAGGGCUCUGAGCUCCACGGCUGGCGCCCCCCAGUGGACUGUGUCCGGGCCAAUGAGCUGUGUGCGGCUGAAUCCAACUGCAGCUCCAGGUACCGCACCCUUCGGCAGUGCCUGGCGGGCCGGGAUCGCAAUACCAUGCUGGCCAAUAAGGAGUGCCAGGCGGCCCUGGAGGUCUUGCAGGAAAGCCCGCUGUAUGACUGCCGUUGCAAGCGGGGCAUGAAGAAGGAGCUGCAGUGUCUGCAGAUCUACUGGAGCAUCCAUCUGGGGCUGACCGAGGGUGAGGAGUUCUAUGAAGCUUCCCCCUAUGAACCCGUGACCUCGCGCCUCUCCGACAUCUUCAGGCUUGCUUCAAUCUUCUCAGGGACAGGGGCAGACCCGGUGGUCAGUGCCAAGAGCAAUCACUGCCUGGAUGCUGCCAAGGCCUGCAACCUGAACGACAACUGCAAGAAGCUUCGCUCCUCCUACAUCUCCAUCUGCAACCGCGAGAUCUCGUCCACUGAACGCUGCAACCGCCGGAAGUGCCACAAGGCCCUGCGCCAGUUCUUUGACCGCGUGCCCAGCGAGUAUACCUACCGCAUGCUCUUCUGCUCCUGUCAGGACCAGGCAUGCGCUGAGCGCCGCCGGCAGACCAUUCUGCCCAGCUGCUCCUACGAGGACAAGGAGAAGCCGAACUGCCUGGACCUGCGUACCCUGUGCCGUAUAGACCACCUAUGCCGGUCCCGCCUGGCAGACUUCCACGCCAACUGUCGAGCCUCCUACCGGACACUCACCAGCUGCCCUGCGGACAACUACCAGGCGUGUCUGGGCUCCUAUGCUGGCAUGAUUGGGAAUGCCAUUCAGGCCUUUGGCAAUGGCACAGAUGUGAACAUGUCUCCCAAAGGCCCCUCAUUCCCAGCUACCCAGGCUCCGCGGGUGGAGAAGGUUCCUUCCUUGCCAGAUGAUCUCAGUGACAGCACCAGCCUGGGGACCAGUGUCAUCACCACCUGCACGUCUAUCCAGGAGCAAGGGCUGAAGGCCAACAACUCCAAAGAGUUAAGCAUGUGUUUCACAGAGCUCACGACAAACAUCAGUCCAGGGAGCAAAAAGGUGAUCAAACUUUACUCAGGCUCCAGCAGGGGAAGACUGUCGGCUGCCUGGAUGGCAUUCCCACUUCUGAUGCUGACCGUGGCCUUGUAGGCCUUUGGAGCCCAGCACAAAAGUUCUUCAAGCAACCCAGAUGUGACUCCCGCCUGAUGAAAUGGAAACACACACACACACACACACACACCUUGCAAAAAAAAAAAGUUUUUUUUUUUUCCUACAUUGUCUUUGAACCUUUCUCUGUCCAAGUUUCUUCUCUGGAGAAGUUUUUCUAAACCAAACAGACAAGCAGGCAGGCAGCCUGAAGCCUGCCCAGAGGUCCCCUGCAAGGGCCACCCAGCACCACCAAGGAGGGCUCAAGGCUCUGCGAUGACUCUUUUCUCUUCACUGAUGUUUUCUCUCGGGACCAUACGACGGCCUGCUGUGGGAGGGACUUCGCUGUGCCUGGUGUGAACUGGAGAAAGGACAAUUGGCGCUGUCUCUUGAGGUGCCUACUAUGGGGACCGACCCCCCCAGGGACCAGCAGAGCGCGUUGGUCAGCGAGGAAGCAGGGCUGGCCGUAAGGACCUUGUCACCUCUUCCUCUUGACUUCGAAGAUGGAGAUGGUUCGCCGCCACCCCCAGCGCUUAGGUGGCCUAGUGGGUCUCAGUCUGGAGUGGGAACUCCCAUGGCUGCUCCAGGCCGAUGGUGCCUGUAGCACAGAUGGGGUUAGGAGCUGUUACAGGAGGAAGCUCCUCCAGGGAAGGAGCAAGCCUUGGUUGGGCACCAGCUCCAAGAUGCUCCUUCCUCUUUCCUGCCAGGAAUCCUGAAGUCAAAGAGAAACGAUCCUCUGUUGGCUUUUUUUUUUUUUGGAUUUUUUUUUUUGUGGGUCCAUUUGGUGGAUCUCACUUGGGGAGAAAGGCUGUUGAGUGGGGGCUAGGGACACCCUAGCUGGACAUGUGUCCGUAACACUCUGGUGGGGUCCCAAGCUUGCCCUUUCUCUCUUCUCCUCUUUUCCAUUUUCUCUUUCCUUAUUUCUGAGGCAUUCAUCUACCGUCUGUACAUACUGGGCCUCCUUUCUCUACAUAUGUGUAUAUCCAUAUACAUAUAGCCUGUGAUUUCCUCUUUCUUUCAUUUUUUUAAGAAGCAAAACUAUGGAAAUAAUACCCUACAGAUGAGCAAAAAUGUAUUAUUGUAAAGUUUAUUUUUUUUAAUAAUGUUGUCUAUGAUGGGAAGAAAGGUACCAGGCCCCCUGAGCUCUGGUCCAGUUGGGCUGAUGGGGCUGUGGCCGGGCACUCCUGAUUGCAUUCACUCUUAACCAAGCUCCAAUAAAUGUACUAGGAAGCGAGUUGCCUUCUGACUCAC
Molecule: messenger RNA, 3215 nt
Organism: Myodes glareolus (Bank vole)
Lineage: Eukaryota; Metazoa; Chordata; Mammalia; Rodentia; Cricetidae
Source: RefSeq, a predicted model, not a curated record